This is a messenger RNA of Tachysurus fulvidraco (yellow catfish), 4627 nucleotides long. Its product is annotated as leucine-rich repeat and immunoglobulin-like domain-containing nogo receptor-interacting protein 3. NCBI's taxonomy places the organism in Eukaryota, Metazoa, Chordata, Actinopteri, Siluriformes, Bagridae. Gene Ontology annotation, molecular function: protein binding. Bases 451 to 2265 code for a protein of 604 amino acids. Gene Ontology annotation, cellular component: extracellular matrix. The transcript is spliced from 3 exons. The record is from RefSeq and is a predicted model, not a curated record.
GAGAGAGAGAGAGAGAGAGAGAGAGAGUGUCAUUUUGUGGGAGGCUGAGAAAAGAGAGGAACAGACACAUAGACACAUUUCCUAUUCCCAUUUUUCUUGUCAUCUUCUAAGACUAGUUGCUACAUCUCUCUAUCACGCACACACACAGACGCACAAAACACAUACACAAAUACACACACUGUUGGAGGAGGAGAGGAGAGUGUGAUUGGCAUGUGGGGACAACACACACUCACCUACACACACCUGGAGCUGAAGAGAAACACGGACGCCGUCUCCUGACUUAUGGAAACAGGCAUAGAGGUGACCGAGAGCGCACGACAGCACACACACACAUACACAGAUACAUACACACACUCACACCGACAGACAGAUGUGGUGGAAGCAGGAAGCACGCUGCAGCUGUUGGUGUGUGGUAGACUGAUUCAUCAAGACUGAGGUGGUGGGGUGCUCAUGGCUGCCCUAUGGGGCCUGGGCUGGCUGGGUGUGAGCCUCACCCUGUUGGCCCUCGCCCCAGUGUGCCAGAGCUGCCCGCCACGCUGUGACUGUGUGGCUCAGCUCCGCUCCGUGUCCUGCCAACGUAAGCGUCUGUCGGGUGUGCCUGAGGGCAUCCCAACAGAAACCCGGCUGCUGGACCUCAGCCGGAACCGGCUACGCUGGGUGUCACCAGGAGAUCUGUCUCCAUAUCCAAGGCUGGAAGAAGUGGAUCUCAGUGAGAACCUUAUCUCCACGCUGGAGCCCAAUGCCUUUGCCAGUCUGCAGGUGUUGCGAACACUGCAUCUUCGUGGAAACCAGUUGAAGCUGGUGCCUAUGGGUGCCUUUGCUCGCCUGUCGAACCUCACCACCCUGGACCUGAGUGAAAACAAGAUUGUCAUCCUGUUGGAUUAUACUUUUCAGGACCUGCACAGUCUAAAACACCUUGAGGUUGGUGACAAUGACUUGGUCUAUAUAUCUCAUAAAGCUUUCUCCGGAUUGGUAGGUCUUGAAGACUUAACCAUCGAAAGAUGCAACCUGACUUCAAUCUCUGGUCAAACCCUAUCCUACCUGCGCAACCUGGUCACCCUUCAAUUACGCCACCUCAGCAUUUCUACCAUCGAGGACCAAAAUUUCCGCAAGAUGUAUGCUUUGCGUGGUCUAGAGAUAGAUAAUUGGCCAUACCUGGAAUACAUAUCCCCCCUUAGUUUCCAGGGUCUCAACUUGACCUGGCUGUACAUUACUAACUCCAAUAUUACCACAGUCCCUUCUGCUUCUUUUCGCAACCUUGUUUACCUGACAUCCCUUAACCUCUCCUACAACCCCAUAUCUGUGCUGGAACCCUGGGCAUUCAAGGAUCUUAUAAGGCUGAAAGAACUGUACAUGGUCAGCACUAAUCUGCAAACUGUGGAGCCUCAUGCUCUGGGUGGGUUGAGACAAAUUCGGGUGUUGAACCUCUCCAACAAUGAUCUGGUCACACUAGAGGAGAGCUCCUUUCAUUCUGUCAACAGCCUUGAAACUUUACGGGUAGAUGGAAAUCCACUUUCUUGCGACUGCCGGCUUCUCUGGAUUCUACAACGCAGACGAACUCUGAACUUUGAUGGGAAAAUGCCAAUAUGUGCUGCUCCACCUGAGGUACAGGGUAAUAUUCUGAGUAGUUUUCCAGAUUCUGCAUUAUUUGACUACUUCACUUGUCAGAAGCCAAAGAUUCGCAACCGGAAGCUUCAACAAGUGACAGUGCGAGAGGGUCAGUUGGUAUCCUUCCUGUGCCGUGCUGAUGGGGAACCGGCACCUGCCAUCAUCUGGAUCUCACCCCAACGGAGAAAGAUCACCUCAAAAAGCAACAGCAGAAUCACUGUCUUACCAAGUGGGACCUUGGAGAUUCGAUAUGCACAGGUGACUGACAGUGGCACAUACAUUUGCAUCGCCAGUAAUGCAGGUGGCAAUGAUACAUACUUUGCCACUCUGACAGUGAAAGGACUACCAGUGGACCCUGCUCUGUUCGCCAACCGUUCUUUGUAUGCGGUGGACUUUAAUGACACUGGUCUGAACAGCACACGUGUCUUCCUUAAGUUCACACUUGACCUCACCACAAUCCUGGUGUCUACAGCCAUGGGCUGCAUCACCUUCCUGGGUGUAGUACUCUUCUGUUUCCUGCUGUUGUUCGUGUGGAGCCGCGGAAGGGGCCAACGCAAGAACAACUUCACAGUAGAGUACUCAUUCAGGAAGACAGAGGGGCCCACUACCAGUUCCACCUCUGGAGGGACCCGCAAGUUCAACAUGAAAAUGAUAUGAAACAACGCAGCCAGGGGCACCCUGGGGGAGGCAUAAACACCCAACAUAAACACACAGCUCUGACUCGCAGUAAUAUCAGAAGACAUUUAAGGGACUAAUCUGAAUAAAUUUACCUUGAUCUCACUGCCCUUUGAAAAGAUUUUAAUGCUUCAAUUAAGUCACCCUGAUUUGAUACGUUAAUAAGUUUCUUUUACCUUGCUUGUUUGGAUGGUUGGUUGCCAAUGUUUUAACAUAGCAUUGCUACUGCUAAUGUUAUUGUUAUGCAAAAUCUAAGCAGCACCUUAGAGCUAUAUGACCACCAACCAAUGUUACAGUUAAAAUCCAUCAAUGAAGUUAAUAUACAUUAUAGUGGUUCUAAGGAAAUUCCAUGCAAAUUGAAAUGCAAAUUUAAAAAAUACUGAAUGCACAAAGAGCAAUUGUUAUGUUUUUAAAUUAAACACCAGUCAUGCUACUGGCCAAACAAAAUGACUAAAGGCAUUUGAAUCAUGAGGUUCUGAACUACAAGCCUGGCUUUCUGUCAUGUCUGCGAUUAGGUGCUGUGUAAGUUGGGACAAGCACACUGGCCGCAACACUGUGAGUGCACUGCUGCUACCGCCAUACAGGUAUUCACUUAGCAGCAUUGUACUAUAGUGGAUGUAAGCUAACAUGCAGCCAGGACCUCAGGGUCUGGUUAGGAAGCCAAACCUUGGGUACUGGCUGCACUGUUAGUGGAUAUAUGAUGCCUAUACCAGGCUGGUGGAGGGAUGAUAUUGGGAUUUUUUCUCAUAUACUCUCCACCGCCUGGCCUAGGCACAAACCGAUGACCCAUAAGCCUUCAUGGGGGGAGGCUGCGGGCAUCGGGUCCGUUUGAUGUCAGACACUUGCUGUAAGUACAUAUCAACAAAUGUACACUUUUAAGCCAUUACCGAGCGACACCUGCACAAUACAGUUAUAGCUUUAUUUGUUUACAACACAUAGUACUAUGCAGGGGAGAAGCAAGACAUAUACAAACUUUCAUCAGCACACUUGAGUUUUCUUGUGUUUGCAUUUCAGGGAAUGGUAAAAUAAUAUGAGCAGAGCUUGAUUUAUUUUUCUAUUAAGCUACUGUAUAGACCUUUGUUUUAGGUAAAUGUCAUUCAUUAGUGAAUAUGUUAAUUGAGAAGAAUGUUGUGUUCAUGGUUAUUGCCUUAGCUUUACCAUGCACUUUCAAUUUAAUUAUGCUAAUUACUGUUGGGUUUUGUUUUGCAGGCACUAGCAGUAAUAGCAUAGUGCAAUAACAAAGAAAUUCUGGCUUACUGUCAUUUGCUUUUUAGACUUUGUAUAGGAUAAAUAAUGUAACAUAGGCAUGACUCUUUUUACUGUUAUAACGAAACAGUACUUUUUAAAGUUGGCACAUUGAAAAACUCAAAAUAAGAAAUCAGAUCCCUACAUAAGCAAUUUCAGAUUAUUGUAUAUACCAUCAUGACAAUAGGAACACAUUAAACACAUACACAUACAUAUAGAAGAAAGGGUGAUUAGUGAUGCUAUAAUCAUCACAUAUCACCAUAAUCCCUCUUUUUCUGACUUGUUUCUUUGGCGGCCAGUGUGCAAAAGUCUCUGCUUCUCCUACCCAGUCGUCAUCCCCCCAUUAAUCCCUGUUCCCGAACCCCGACUGGGUCUCAAUGAGAGAGGGGUCCCUGGCUGGAGACCAUGGAUGUAAAUGAAUAUCAUGACACCCAUCUAACCCAUGUGUAUUUGACUGUAGAAGGUAUUUCUUCCUUUAUGUCUUCAGUUUGUAUGUGUUUUUUUACUUUUUAUUCUUUUCAUUUUUAAUGCUUUGUUUUUAAUUACUGGUUAUUGUACAGAUGUUCAUGUUAAUGAUCUGAAGGAUGAUCUGUUCUCAAUACUACUAUGUUUUGUUUGUAGCUUUGGUGAGGUAAGAGGGUAAAAUAUAAAAAUCAAGCUCCAGGGUCCCUUAGUUAAAUCUUGAGUUUGGGUUAUUGUCUGUGUAGAUUCGCAUGCUCUAUAUGUCACUCCAGUUUCUCAGCUUUCGCCCCGACUCCCAUAAACAGGAGCCGGUAGGUGGAUUGGCUAUGCUACAUUGUCUCUGGUGGUGUGUGUUCUCCCUUCAGGGUUUAUUCCUGCUUAAUACCCAGUGUUAUUCAGGCUCCACCACCACCCUGAAAAAGAUAAAUCAAUUACUGAAAAGUAUUAAACAAACAAAUGAAUAAAUGAAUGACUAAACGAAUGAAAGUCUUCCAUUGGCCUCAGGCUCUUCUGCCAAAAGUCAUUUCAGCUGUGACACUGAAAUUAAUGACAGUCUACCUAAAAUGUGGUGUUGAGAACAGAUUAACAAACCAGAGCCAUGAGUAGAAUGCUUCUUCUAGGUAAACUUAUCACUCUU